UCCCGUCCUCACCUCUCCUCCUCCUCCUCCUCAUAUCCCUCCUUCUCUCCCUCCUCCUCUUCCUCCUCUUCCUCAUAUCCCUCCUUCUCUCCCUCCUCCUCUUCCUCCUCUUCCUCAUAUCCCUCCUUCUCUCCCUCCUCCCGUCCUCACCUCUCCUCCUCCUCUUCCUCCUCUCUCCUCUUUCUCCUCAUCCUAGGACAGAUUCCUUUUAGAUGAAAAGUCAACACAGUGGAGCCUCUAACAGCUGUGGAGUCAGUGCUCAGCUCUUAGAUCUUGACUCUUUAAAGUACAGAGGACAUCACUCAAGUCUGAGGAUUGUUGCCUUGAAUAAACCAGCUGACAUGAGUUAGGAAGUAGAGUGGGACUGCAUUUCCCAGCAUGCCCUGCAGUCCCGUUAGUCCCGUUAAGGCAAACUGUAGCAGCCUAAAUCCUGUGAGUUUGACCUUUGACCUCUGAGCAGUCUGUUGCUCUAACAGUCCUGGUGUUGGUCCAUUUAGACUGAACAUGACUCUGCCCGUAGGCAGUAAUGGCUGUCAGAUGUUGGAGUUUCCCAUGUUAGCUUGAGGUUGACCCACGUCCAACACACACGCUCUGGCCGUUCUGGGUUUUAUGACUCAUCGAGCCAGACGAAGAAUCGCUGAGUCAGCAUUUGCGCUUUCAUCCUGACUUCACCUCCUUCCUUCUCUUCUUUCACAUAUUUGGAAGAAAAGAUGCUUCUGGCCUGAACCCUUACACCCUCAUGCCUUUCAUCCUGCUGAGGUUCGCUGGCGAUUAGCGGGACGAUUGAAGGUCAUGUCAACAAGUGUCUUCAUGAAGGCAGACGAGCAAAAAAAACCUAGUGCCAGAAGAAAACUGUUUAUCUGUGCGUGUGUGUGUGGAAACUACCGGAGUGGCGUCCAACAUAAACAGCAGCGCAGCUAUCGACACACAGCACAAAGCAGCCGCAGAGCUCCUCAGUGCAGCUGAAACGACCUGGGAGCGAGAAGAGCAGCCAUUCAGCCUCGCGCUGAUUCAACGCCCUGACGUCUGCGUCUCCACUUUAUGAGCCAAGCUGCUCGAACACGUCACAGAAAGGCUGCAUGUGUGAAAGCUGGCAAACAAAGAGGCUCGGCCAUCGCCAGGGAGACGCACGCAGUCCAGACGCUCAGCCACCGGACGAACGGAACCGCAGCAGGUCUCGGACCCGCACUCAGGGCGAUCAGAGACCCCCGGUGGCCGUAGGAGGGAGGACAGGCCACCUUCUCUGGGUUCAUCACCAGCAUGAGGGCACUUACGUGUGUCUAUCAGCUGGCGUUUCCAGCGUCUCCAUGGAAACAACAUCCCAUCAUCUUGGUCCGCUGUUAAAUGGACUCCGUUCAGUGGCCUGUCAGUAAAACAGCUGCUUUGUCUGUGGCGUCUCUGCUGAAGCUGCAUCAUUAUUUACGCCGUGUCACAGGCGGCAGGUUUCACGUUGCACGGCGCCAGCUCGCCCCUCCUGCCGGGUCUCAGUGGACCGGUCCUACCUGGCACAGGUGAGCACGGCUCCAGGGAGCAGAGCCCACGUCUGGCCUCCGACCCGCAUCGGCGGCAGGACAUGAGCAGGAGGCCCACGCCUUCAGGACACUGAUCUGGACCAAGCAUUCAGCCGCACCAGAACCGGAGAACCUCACGCCCAGAACCAGGUAACACCGACCUGGACCGCCAGCAUUCAGCUGCACCAGAACCGGAGAACCUCACGCCCAGAACCAGGUAACACCGACCUGGACCGCCAGCAUUCAGCUGCACCAGAACCGGAGAACCUCACGCCCAGAACCAGGUAACACCGACCUGGACCGCCAGCAUUCAGCUGCACCAGAACCGGAGAACCUCACGCCCAGAACCAGGUAACACCGACCUGCUCCUCUGCUUAUUGCAUAUUAAUGGAGAUGAGGGUUGACGUGUGCGUAGCAGGUGUAACGCUCACCAGCGCCGUCGCAUGCAAGAAGGAGGUCCUUUGUUAAAACAACUCAUUUGUGAAUUUAUGAGACCAAAGAACUAAGUCAAAUCACAGAAUGGUAGAAAACAAGCUGCUGUUUGUAGCAGCUCUCUGAAGUGAUUUGCAGCUGGACCUUGGGUUGACGUGGGCGACACAGAACCGGAGCUGAAGCUCUGAAGCCGGUCCGUGUGUUUCAGGCCAUGCAGUCCCUCACGCAGGAAAUCCAGAGCUUCUCGCGCGCGCGCCUCAGGAAGCAGUGCACGCGCGUGACGUCGCUGAGCGGCCGUCGCAUCAUCGAGACCUGGAAGGGUUCCACCAUCACCGUGGUUGAAGACCCGGCGCCCCCAGAGAAGACGCUGGGCUACGUCCCCGACACUUCCUGGGACCUGCAGGUGGGCCUGGUCAAGCCCUACCUGCUGCUGGGUUCUCAAGAUGCUGCUCAUGACUUUGGCACGUUGAGGAAACACAAGGUGUCUCACAUCCUGAACGUGGCCUUCGGGGUGGAGAACGCCUUUCCCGACUUGUUCAUCUAUAGGACGGUCAGCAUCCUGGACCAUCCCGACGCCGACCUGCUGCUGCACCUGCAGGACUGCUGCGACUUCAUCCAGCAGACGCGCCAGGAGAAAGGCGUGGUGCUGGUCCACUGUAACGCCGGCGUGUCACGGGCUCCGGCCGUGGUCGUCGGGUACCUGAUGUCGUGCGACGGCCAGGCCUUCGACGACGCCCUGUCUCGGGUCCAAUCAGCUCGACCCGCCUCGUCUCCCAACCCCGGCUUCCUGCAGCAGCUGAGGAGCUUCAAAACGCAGAUGAUAAACGGGUCCAAACGCUAAAUGGCGCUGAAAGACGUAGCAGACGUUGAACUGAUGAGGAGGAUGUUUUUAUCAGAGAAGGUUUAAUGGUUGAAACCAGUCGAGUUUGGAGAAUGUGGCGUUGAUUUAAUCACUGCCCGUGAAAAUGGACGAAUGAGUGAAAUGAAGGUGUGAAAACACGAUCUCAUUUAUCUCUUGAGGUUUGGGUUUAUGUGACAGUAUUUACUCUAAAACAUGUGACGCGUGUUCCUGUUGAUGGGUUUUGUUUGUUGUUGCUGUGGGAGGCUGCCACAAUAAAAGCAGAAUAAAGACUUGAGUAGAAGCAGAAUGCUCGUCCUGCAGAUGAUGUGAACACGAUCAACUUCCUCACGCUUCUGUUUCCUCUUCAUCCAUUCACACUUCCUGUGAGACGACAGUCAUCAGUCUGCUGCUACAGACACUAGGCCUGACUGGCCGAGAGACUACUGGAUGUGUGAGAGAGAGAGAGAGAGAGCACUGGGUAAGACAGACAUGCUGCAGCAGCACGUGGACGAGGAAGAGCACUGAUCCCGGGUCAGCUGACGGCUGCUGACCAUGGGCUCCUUCUGCUCGGCUCUGGACCCCAGGACGGUGGUGGUGUCGCUGAGGCCGCGGGAGGAGCUGGAGGAGACUGGGUCCGGUGAGACCGUGGUUUUCUGUGGUUUUCUGUUUCUAGUAGAACUUCACCACUUCUGCAGGGAUCUUGUUUUUUGUUAUCCUCGCUCUGAUGCUUUUUAUCCGACUUGUAGCGUCAAUGUAAGCGUCUAUUUAAACAUUUACAACACUGGAUUUAGUGAUUCAAGGAUGUUUAUUA
This is a messenger RNA of Betta splendens (Siamese fighting fish), 3595 nucleotides long. RefSeq names its product dual specificity phosphatase 19a (gene dusp19a). The transcript is spliced from 4 exons. NCBI's taxonomy places the organism in Eukaryota, Metazoa, Chordata, Actinopteri, Anabantiformes, Osphronemidae. Gene Ontology annotation, biological process: regulation of MAP kinase activity; protein dephosphorylation. The coding region runs from base 2155 to 2784 and encodes 209 amino acids. The record is from RefSeq and is a predicted model, not a curated record. Gene Ontology annotation, cellular component: cytoplasm. Gene Ontology annotation, molecular function: JUN kinase phosphatase activity.